This is a messenger RNA of Esox lucius (northern pike), 7685 nucleotides long. RefSeq names its product collagen, type XXVII, alpha 1b (gene col27a1b). The transcript is spliced from 60 exons. Bases 381 to 5552 code for a protein of 1723 amino acids. Lineage: Eukaryota; Metazoa; Chordata; Actinopteri; Esociformes; Esocidae. The record is from RefSeq and is a predicted model, not a curated record. Gene Ontology annotation, molecular function: extracellular matrix structural constituent.
AUUAGAAAGGUCGGCGUACAAGGCGGUCGUAAUACAUUCCACCGUGGUACUCGUAUGAGUGCGGAAGAGAUUGGACUUCUCCCACAUUGUGAUAUCCACCGGUCUGUUGGUUCCCUCGCGCGGAAACGUAACACUCCGAUGGAGCUCUGUAGAUCGAGGUUUCUUCUAUGUCAAGAUCGCCUGAAGGAAGAUAACGGAACCACUUUGAAACAGGAGGAAGCCACUUUAUAUUGAUCUGUUCAUAUCUUAUCAACGGUGCUUUUUUGGUUCCAUAUUAAAGUUGUACAGUAAGGAUCAGCUGUAAUGGAAAUAAUUCGCGUAUGUCUUCUGCCACGUCUGGACCGUUGUAAAAACUCUCAAGGAAGAAUGAAGUAACCGCUAUGGAGCCGGACAAUGCCCCGUACUCCAAACUCAAAACAGCUGGAGUCGGGGGGAGAGCUCUGAUACUCUGGACGGUUCUCUGUUUUACAUGUUUCUUUGGACUGACUAACGCACACCCUGAAGAUGUGGACAUCCUGCAGCAGCUGGGGCUUUCAGGGACCAGGUCCUCAGGGGCCCGCUCAUCGCCCCAGGGAGUCAUCCCCUUCAAGUCAGGGGUCAUCCUCACCCAGCGGGCCCGGGUCCAGGCCCCAUUGUCCUUGGUCCUCCCCUCGGCCUCCUACCCCACCACCAACCUCUCUCUGAUCCUCAGCCUGUGCUCCCACCGCAUCAACAGCGCCUUCCUCUUCACUGUCUUGUCCAAGAGGAAGAGACUGCAGCUGGGGGUCCAGUUCAUCCCGGGGAAGGUCCUGGUUUACGUGGGCCAGAAGGACUCGGUCAGUUUCGACUAUGACGUUCACAACGGCCAGUGGCACAGCCUGGCCCUGGACAUCCAAGGGCAGCGGGUGUCGUUGUACUCCACUUGUGGGAAGCCUGGCGUGCAUGCCGAUCUGCACUCCAGGAAAGAGGAGGCCCUGGACCCGGAGGGCUCUUUUCUGUUGGGCAAGAUGGCCCAGGAUUCGGUGCAGUUCGAGGGCGCCAUUUGCCAGUUUGACAUUUACCCCUCUGCCAAGGCAGCUCAUAACUAUUGUAAGUACAUUAAGAAACAGUGCAGAGAGGCGGACACUUAUAGGCCUAUCAAUCUCCCACCCCUGCUACCUCUGAUCCCUUACGAGCCCAAUCUUACCGUCACUCCCCGCACCUCUCUGUCCCCGACCGAGUUAACGAAGAAAACCCAGGCUCCUAGAGUUCUCUCCACCGUGGGCGGAACCAGGACUAAGGUUGUCGUCACGAGUAACCGCUCCACGGUGGCCCCUACCCUCUCGGUACGCGGGGGUCCAGUCACCCCGAAGCGUGGAACUACGUCCCUCCCGGCGACCGUCGCCUCGAGCGUGCCCCGGUCGGGAUUAGAGCACCCCUUAGUGGCCACGGCCCAAACUGUCACUGCGUCGCUCAGGACAGGCAGAGUACAAACAUCCCCGAAGCCAACGUCCCGUGGUGACAGCGGUGCUAAAAAGAGCAUGGCUGUGGAACAUGGUGUUAAAACCCAGAAGCCCACAGGGAGAAGUUUGGCUUCGGCACCUCAUUUCACCACCGCAAGGCCACCGAAGAAGAAGUCAGUUCUCCAAACCACGUCGGCACCAAAACAGACCCCGUUGUCUCCUUCUUUAUUCUCGAACAGCACUACUCUCUCAAUCCAGAGGAGGCAGGUGAACGUGCUGCCCACACAGAAACCUAAACCCAGAGUGAUCAGUGUGGCGGCCGUCAAACCCACCUCGUUUAUCCCUGUCACUUCGCCUGCCACAGAUAGUUUCCAAACCUGGGAUCUGGAACCAACCCAGUUCUCACUUCUGGCUGAGCCUGGACCACCUGGACUAAAGGGAGAACCAGGACCUGUGGGACUUCAAGGACCUCCCGGGAAGCCAGGAACUCCAGGAAAGCGGGGUCCACGGGGUCCUCCUGGUCCCCACGGAAACCCUGGUCGCCCCGGACCCACUGGACUCAAGGGACGGAAAGGAGACCCUGGACUAUCACCUGGCCGAGCACCAAAAGGAGAGAAAGGUGACCCUGGUGUUUCUGGACCCCCUGGGCUAACGGGUCAAGUUGGCAGAAAGGGACAGAAAGGCCAUCCAGGUCCCUCCGGUCAACCGGGAGAGUCUGGCGAGCGAGGUGUAGACGGAAGCCCGGGGGCCAAAGGUUAUCCUGGCAGGCAGGGUUUACCUGGACCUGUCGGUAUGAUGGGGCCUAAAGGAGUCCGGGGUUUCAUAGGAAUCCCUGGUCUUUUUGGCCUUCCUGGACCUGAUGGGGAGAGAGGAAUUCCUGGUGUUCAUGGGACGAAGGGCAAGAUGGGUAGGCCGGGGUUUCCCGGGGACUUCGGGGAGAGGGGACCACCAGGACCAGAUGGAAACCCAGGUGAACUGGGAGCCCCUGGUCCUAACGGAGUCCCUGGCCUCAUUGGAGACAUGGGUCCGGUUGGGAUAAUAGGUUUGCCAGGACCGGUUGGACUCAAGGGGGUAACAGGAAACCCGGGAGAACCAGGACUGAAAGGUGAUAAGGGUGAAGUUGGUCUUCCGGGAGAGCCAGGCGAGAAUGGUUUCCAAGGUGACAAGGGUGUUCAGGGUUUGCCGGGGAUUCCAGGCCUCCGUGGAAAAGCAGGGAAACAGGGGGUGGCUGGUGACCGUGGUCCUGAUGGUAUACCUGGUCCUCCAGGCCAAGAGGGUUUCCCAGGAGACAUCGGCGCACCAGGUCACAAUGGCCCCGAAGGCCCAAAGGGGAAGCCAGGGAAUAGAGGUUUGCCUGGGCCAAGAGGAACUGCUGGACUAGAGGGUGAUGAAGGGCCAUUGGGACCACCUGGGCCAACAGGACCAGAGGGCAGACCUGGAAGGCAGGGAUUCCCAGGGAAAACAGGUCCUGAAGGAUUGAAGGGCGAGAUGGGAAUAACAGGGGAGGUCGGAAAACCUGGCGAGAGGGGGCUUAUGGGUUUCAUCGGGCCUGUCGGGGAGACUGGCCUCUCAGGAGAAAAGGGGGACCGUGGCGAGAUGGGCUUCCCUGGACCGCCAGGGGAAAAGGGGGCGAUGGGUCAUCCUGGAACACCUGGAGAGGGCGGCCCCUCUGGACCUCCAGGGAUACCAGGCCCAGCUGGAUCGAGGGGUCUCGGUGGGAUCAGAGGACCCAAAGGCCGGAGGGGUCCGAGGGGUCCUGAUGGUCCAGCUGGAGAGAAGGGGUCAGUGGGAGGAAAGGGUCCUUAUGGUCCACCAGGAAAACCAGGCUUCCCAGGAGAGAUGGGAAAGAUUGGGGAGCCUGGAGAAGCGGGGCCUAAAGGAUUUCCAGGUCGCCAGGGACCCUCAGGAUCUCCGGGUGCCAAAGGAAUAGCAGGAGAGCCAGGACCUUCUGGCCCAGCAGGAACAAUGGGCCCACUGGGGGAGAUGGGACUCAAGGGCCCUCCUGGAAAGGUUGGAGAACCGGGGUUGCCAGGAGAACCAGGAGAGAAGGGUGCUUUUGGACCACCGGGAAGCACAGGCGAGCAAGGCCUCAUCGGACAGAGGGGAGAGAUAGGGAACGAUGGGGAGGCUGGACAGAGCGGACCCGACGGUACCAAGGGCGAGAAGGGUGACAUGGGGCCUGAAGGGGGUAAAGGAGAGCGGGGUGAGAUCGGACUCAAAGGAAAGGAGGGGUCUCCCGGACCUCCUGGCUUAGUGGGUGUCAGAGGUCAGGAAGGAAAACCUGGCAAGUUUGGUGAACGAGGAAAACCAGGGGAGAAGGGCAGCAAGGGUCAUAUGGGUCACCUGGGGGAGACUGGGCCAAUCGGGGAACAAGGAGAGGCGGGAUCCGUCGGGCCGAAGGGGUCAAGGGGAACUGUUGGACCAGUGGGCGCUCCGGGCAGAAUGGGCCAACAAGGUGAACCAGGCAUUACCGGUUACGAGGGCCACACAGGACGACAGGGCCCGCUGGGACCUCCUGGACCAAAAGGUGAAAAGGGCGAGCAAGGGGAAGACAGCAAGGUGGAAGGCCCGGCUGGUCCACAAGGUGACAGAGGUCCUACCGGAGACAGAGGGGAUCGAGGAGAACCAGGGGACCCGGGAUACCAAGGUCAGCAAGGAUUUGACGGAGAAAGGGGCAAGGCCGGAGCAACUGGACUGCCUGGACAUCCUGGACCCAGGGGAACACAGGGGCCGAAAGGAUCCAAAGGUGAUCAAGGUCAGAAAGGCAAACAGGGGAAGCGAGGCGAAUCUGGGACCAAAGGACCACCGGGUCCAGAGGGCCCUCCUGGCCCAAAAGGAGUUAUAGGCAGAGAAGGCCUCGAGGGUCAGCCCGGAGCGGACGGCCCUCCCGGAAAAGACGGAGACAAAGGAGUGCAGGGAGAGCAAGGGGACGAUGGAGAUUUUGGGGUGUUCGGCAAAUCCGGUAACCGCGGGAAAACGGGUGUGCCGGGGCUUCCGGGUGAUCAAGGUUCCAUCGGACCAAAGGGUGAGAGGGGUCUUCCGGGCCAAACUGGACCUCCGGGGAAAAGAGGCCACAUUGGUGGAAUGGGGUUGCCAGGGAAACAGGGUGAACAGGGGUCCAAAGGACAGCCCGGUGACACUGGUGAAUCGGGGUUCCCAGGCGUCUUUGGAAUGUUCGGACCAAAGGGACCUCCAGGAGAUCUGGGUCCAGCUGGAAUACAGGGUCCAAAAGGGCCACAUGGCCUGAUGGGUAAUGUUGGUUCCAUAGGCCCAGUCGGUAUCAUCGGCCCCAGUGGUAAUCCUGGACCACAAGGUGACAAAGGAAGUCGAGGGGAGACGGGGGUACAAGGACCGAGGGGUCCUCCUGGUCCUCGGGGACCCCCUGGGCCCCCAGGACUCCCUGGUUCGCUGACAUUAAGAAAGGAUGCUAUUGGAGCUGCUUUCCAAGUCAUUAUUGACUCCCAUGCUUCGCUGAGGUCAGAGAGUUACCAUGAUAUGGACCUGCCCAUGUUGGACCACCAGGGCACAGAGAUCUUCAAGACGCUCCACUACCUCAGCACGCUGAUCCAAAGCCUGAAGAACCCGCUAGGCACCCAUGACAACCCUGCGCGCGUCUGCCGAGACCUCAAGGACUGUGAACAGAGGAUGAACGAUGGCACUUACUGGAUCGACCCGAACCUUGGCUGCUCGGCUGACACCAUCGAGGUGACGUGCAACUUCACCAGCGGCGGACAGACGUGUCUGAAACCAAUCACCGUAUCUAAGCUGGAGAUGGGGGUAGGUCGCAUCCAAAUGAACUUCCUCCAUCUUCUGAGCUCCGAGGCAGUGCAACACGUCACCAUCCACUGCCUGAACGUCCCUGUGUGGGCCAACAGCUCCUCCCUGGAGCCCUCGCCCACAGCCGUCCGCUUCAAGGCCUGGAGCGGGGACAUGAUCCAGGCCGGGGGACACUUGGAGCCCCUGGUGGAGAAAGAUGACUGCUGGAUCAAAGAUGGCCGCUGGCACCAGACCCAUUUUGUCUUCCAGAGCCAGGACCCCAAUUUACUUCCAGUUGUGGACGUGUACAGCCUACCGGCCACGGAGCUCGGCUCGCACUACCACCUUGAAGUGGGUCCAGUGUGCUUCUUAUAGAGGCCUGUUGGCAUAUGAGCCCAGAACACAGUGAACACAGCCUCCUCAUAGGAGUGACUUAUGGGGGAAUGGGGGAGGUCAGGAGGGACUCCCAGUCCCCACAUCCUGGGGCCCACGAGGAGAGGCAGGCCAGGCCUUUAACCCUCCAGCAUAUGCUCGGACUGCAGAAACAGAAAGUGGGCGCCAUUGAGGGACAGACCCAGAAGAAAUGGCAGAGAUACCGGGACGUGACGCACUAUUGUUCCUACCGCCUGCCCGGGGAGAGGAUAUUAUCGGGCUUCGUUCAGGGACUUGAUUCACUGUCGCGUACCACAAGACCUGAGAGCCCGAUCGAGAGGAAAUAUUAUGAUGGUCUCUCUUCAGACAUAUUCACACUUUGGACAACUUUUAUUUUAUUUUUUUAACUUAUUCACUUCCACGGUUUGAUACCAAAUUUUCACAGACUUUGAACUCAACAUGUAAUGCAAGGCGUGUGAAUUCACACAGAACGAUUAUAAAUGUAUUUUUGCAUAUUAUGCAACUUUUGUCAUACAUACACAUAUAUUAUUUUUAUACAUGUUUUAUGUAUAUCUUAAUAUAAAAGUGCAAUAGACAUAUCACAGUCUUUAGUUUUUCAGAGAAAUUCAGGUUUACUUUGGUAUAAUGUUCAUCAUGACAUUCAGGUGAGGUUUCAUAGUUCUACAUCCACAGCAUCUGUGUGCUGUCCAUUAACGUCUCCUGCCUAUUGUAUGAUGAUAACUUAUCGAUAUACUGGUGAUUAGAAGCUGAAGAAAUACCCACCAGUCUAUAAAUAUCUCUCCCUUUCACACGCGGACAUUUCGGACGUGUUAUCAUAGCCAAGUCAAUUGAAGCACGCGGUGAGAAGAGAGCAGAUCUAAAUGAGUGUAAGUCUGUCUACCUCCCAUCUCUCAACCAGUUUUGGUGCUUUCAACUACAAGAGGAACAGAGAUGUCGAUAUCUGGUGCUAAAUGAUCCUCCUGUGGCGAGUUAGGAUGCCAUCUUGUUUAAUUUUGACAAUAUAUCUACAUGCCUUUUAUACUUCAAAGGGAAUAUUUUUUUAUACUGUAUGAAUGCAAAUAAGCCGAUCAAAUUCACUUUUCGCGCAAGCAAAACAGCGUUCUAUCCCCUGCAGCGUUACUUCUAUCCCCUUAUUUGUACGAGUCCGAAGCUAUUAUCGAAGAUUUAGGUGUUGUUUUUAUGACUUGUCGAAAAUGUAUAAAUGUGUAUAAUUAUGCAAAGCUUUGUUGUAUACAGUGGAUCCCAACAUGCUAAUUUAUGUUAUUUAAUGUCAAUGGGUUUCGCGACUUUCUGUAAACCUUUUAAGCGAGAAAUCUAUCACUUUGUCGUCAGCAGAGCUUUAUAUUUUGUAUAAAUUCGGGCUUUGGCUUCUGUUUUAUAUUUCUUAGUUUUUUGUUUAAUAAUCAACUGUGCUGUACUGUAUUUGGACCAAUGCUUUUAAACCUGACUGUUUUACAUCUUAUGGUUAAUCAUAUUCAUGAUACUCCACAGGCCAACAAAUCAAACUCAGAAUACCUCUUAUAGAACACAAUUCAAAGAGCCAUAUGUUUGCGUUUCGUUCAUUAUUAUAACCAUAACACAUCUAUUGAGGGCAACAGCUGUUCCUGGCAUUUUAGGGGAGGGGUUAGAUGUUAUUAGUGGUUAUCAUGUUCAUUUAUUCAUCUUCGCAGGUCCUGUGUCUGUCAGCUUGAUAAUAUUGCAGCUUCUAGAGUCCAACCCUUUUAUGUUUCUUCAACAUUAUGAUGUUGAAUAAAUAAUUGAAACCCAAGUAGAUCUGUGUGUUUUAAUUAUGUCAAACUCCUUAAGCAGAGGGAUAUUUAAUAAAAGCAAAAGAAAAGUAAAAAAAUACAAUAGAAAUACUGAAUGUAUUAUUCAUUAUUAUUGAGUAAAAUGUUUUCUAUUAUGAAACGUUGUCCCAUCAUUAUGCACCUCACACCAUCACCACAAGAGGGCCCUUAUAUCCCCAAGUUGAAAGCUAAAUUGAAUCAUGUGCGUGACUGGAGCUAAAACAAAAACGUUGUGUUGUCAAUUUUUAUUUUAUUUUUUAUAGCAGAAGACCAUUCUGUAAACAUUCUGUCUGCCUAAACUCGAUAAAUAAAAGAUGAUCCAACCCGA